AUGAGCUUAGAGGACAUGAAGACUCGCUAUCGUGCCCGACCCGGAAAUGUGGACUUCCUCCAAGACUUGGAUCUCUUUUACAUCAAGCAAUUGGCGCAGAGUUAUAAGGAACAUGACCUGGAGCAAAAAAUCGACAUAGAGAUGAAGAUGCGCGAGGGAACGACUAAGCUCCUGCAGGCAUGCAAGCAUCGUUCUCAGCUGUUGGAAGGUGCCAAAUCACUCCUUACAUCUAAUGAGAGGAUGACCGCAUACAUGGCCGAGUUGCAGAGGAGAAAAGGUGUUCAGAAUGGAGUGAAGAAAGACAAGUCUGAUGGAAGUUCCUCUCUGGGGCGAGUGUGCAUUUCAAAUCUGCACAUCCCUCUCAUUUGGAAGGAUUCAGACUACUUCAAAAACAAGGGAGAUCACAGGCGAUUUGUUGUUUUCUGCCUUGUGAAGAUAGGAACUGAGAUUUAUGAUACCUCGCUGGUGAAUCCGGUUGAUCGGUCCACCACAGACAUCUGCUUUGAUGAUGUACUUGUCUUUAAUGGAGUCCCUCCUGACUUCAAAUGUGUGAUAGAAGUCUACAGUCACAUGGUAUGUGAUGACCUGAGCAUUGCAAGCACACCAAGAAGGAUCAAGAAGACCCUGCAUACCUCAAUCAGCAGGACUAUUGGAAAAAAACUAGCUCUUUCCCUCAAAGAUGAACUUGCUCAUGGUGAAAUGGGACCUCAUUUUGACUUGGUUGCUCAAGCCACACUGACUGUUGAUGACGUCAGUGAUACUGAAACAGAGCUAGACACAUUGAAGACUGGGAGACGUAAAAGUAUCAUCAUUCGAAACAGGGAGUCCCCAAAGACCACUUAUUUGGAACCAGAUUCAAGUGAAGCCUUCCAGACAUGGAUGUCUGCCCUGUCUCAGCGAAUCCUUGAUCAUGAUCAAUGGGGAAAUGCAGCAAUGGAAAAGUUGGAGAUCCAGAGUCCAAUGAGCAGCCGUACAUCAACCUUGGGUCUGAGAGGACGACCUCGCUUUGCUUCUCUCUAUGAAGAGACAUCCAUAUCUGGGAACAGUGUGUUAGCUGUGAAACUCUUGGUUUUAGAACCACGAAGUGAAGAGAAAUGUUCAUCAUCGGGGGAAGCUUCAGCCCGAGAGAAUCCAAAUCCAGCCAGACAGCAUAGUGCCAGGACACGAUCAAUGAGUGCCAGUAUGAUUGCAACACUGUCGACUCAAAGAGAGUGUCAGGGUAGCGAUUUUGAGUACUGCCAGAUGUAUUCCCACGGAAAUCUUGAAGAUGAAGAGGACUUGAGCCGAGGCCUGCAUUGGCAAAGCCUUCGUACAGCAAAGCCUGUUCAUGUUGGAGAAUCCAUACAAAAAGAGAAGGGUAGAGGCAUCAUUCCAGGCAUUACAUCACAGCAAUGCCAGCAUGGUCUAGCUAGAGGUCAGGGAUUCAAAAAUGAGAACAAGCUUCGUGAUGUCUGCGUUAGUAUGUUCGGGAAUGUUCAUUCAUUGGACAAAGAGGAAAAUGUUCUGGCACGACUGGCAGACAUACAUGAGACAAGGAAAGCCAAGGCACUGCUUGUCCAAGCAGAAGAGGUAACAAUUAUGGGUGCCAACAGUGAAGAGCUCAAGAGUGAGAGUGAAAUGUCUCAUUCUCCUGAAGACAGAAAGCAUGAUGGACUGAGUGUACUUGCCCAGAAGCCUAAUGAGGACGCCCAAGAGAUGACAGACCUUAGUAAGUGA
Molecule: messenger RNA, 1716 nt
Organism: Darwinula stevensoni
Lineage: Eukaryota; Metazoa; Arthropoda; Ostracoda; Podocopida; Darwinulidae
Source: the annotation of a GenBank genome assembly